Ictalurus furcatus (blue catfish) is the source of this 1247-nucleotide messenger RNA. RefSeq names its product protein Wnt-8a-like. The coding region runs from base 94 to 1176 and encodes 360 amino acids. Gene Ontology annotation, cellular component: extracellular region. Gene Ontology annotation, molecular function: frizzled binding; cytokine activity. Gene Ontology annotation, biological process: cell fate commitment; canonical Wnt signaling pathway; neuron differentiation. Lineage: Eukaryota; Metazoa; Chordata; Actinopteri; Siluriformes; Ictaluridae. The transcript has 5 exons. The record is from RefSeq and is a predicted model, not a curated record.
CUCUCAAAAAUGCCUUCCUCCUUUCUCUGGGCCUCUGUAUUCCUUAUUUAUCACAAAACCCUCCUAGGGCACACAUGGUAAGAACGCCAAAAAAUGCUAAAGUUUAUAGUUAAUUGCAAUAAUAACGCGAAUGCUGCUUCUAACAUUACGUUUGAUUUAUUUCCUCUCUUUUUUAGGCUUGUUAAUAAUUUGCUCAUGACUGGACCAAAAGCGUAUUUAAGCUACACGAGUAGUGUUCUUGCCGGAGCCCAAAACGGACUGCAGGAGUGCAAGCAUCAGUUUGCGUGGGACAGGUGGAACUGCCCGGAGAGCACGUUUCACCUCUCAACUCACAGACGGCUCCGAAGUGCAACGAGAGAGACCUCGUUUGUCCACGCGAUAAGCGCAGCUGGUGUCAUGUAUACUUUAACCAGAAACUGCAGCCUUGGGGAUCUGGACAACUGCGGAUGCGACAAUUCAAGAAAUGGUAAAAUUGGGGGUCGUGGCUGGCUUUGGGGAGGUUGUAGCGAUAACGUGGACUUCGGAGACAGGAUCUCCAAGCAAUAUGUUGACGCAUUCGAGACUGGACAGGACGCCCGUGCUGCUGUUAAUCUUCAUAACAACGCAGCAGGCCGUCUGGCAGUAAAAGCGACUAUGAAGAGGAUUUGCCGCUGCCACGGCAUGUCGGAGAGCUGCGCGAUGCAAACGUGCUGGAUGCAGCUACCCGAGUUCCGUGAGGUGGGCAAUUAUCUGAAAGUAAAGCACGACCAAGCGCACAAACUUGAGCUGGACAAACGGCGCAUGCGCGCGGGAAACAGCGCCGACAACCGCGGCGGCGCUAUCGCGGACGCGUUCAGUAGUAUCGCGCGCUCCGAGCUUAUCUAUUUGGAGGAUUCCCCUGAUUACUGCGCGAAAAACUUGAGCCUUGGACUCCACGGAACGGAAGGCAGGGAGUGUUUGCAGAGUGGAAAGGAUCUGUCGCAGUGGGAAAAGCACAGCUGCAGAAGGCUGUGCCAUGAGUGCGGCCUGCGCGUCGAGGAGAUCCGCACCGAGAUAGUGAGCAGCUGCAACUGCAAGUUCCACUGGUGUUGCACGGUGAAGUGCGAGAACUGUACACAGGUUAUAGUUAAGUACGUUUGUGCACGGAGACAAAGUGGACAGGGACACAACAGACGCAGAAUUCGAGGACCAAAAUGACUGCGACAAUGUUUGGGGACUCAAUUACCACAGAUUUCCCUGCACUUCUCUAUAUUAUUUGUAGGUUACAG